This is a messenger RNA of Pungitius pungitius (ninespine stickleback), 706 nucleotides long. Its product is annotated as 2-oxo-4-hydroxy-4-carboxy-5-ureidoimidazoline decarboxylase-like. Gene Ontology annotation, molecular function: 2-oxo-4-hydroxy-4-carboxy-5-ureidoimidazoline decarboxylase activity. The record is from RefSeq and is a predicted model, not a curated record. Gene Ontology annotation, cellular component: peroxisome. The transcript is spliced from 2 exons. Lineage: Eukaryota; Metazoa; Chordata; Actinopteri; Perciformes; Gasterosteidae. Bases 49 to 573 code for a protein of 174 amino acids. Gene Ontology annotation, biological process: allantoin metabolic process; urate catabolic process.
AUAAACACUGUUGUGCAACCGCCGAAGAGAGUCCUCGUGCACAAGAACAUGGACAUUGCCACAGUGAAUGCUCUUCCUUAUGAGGAUUUUGUGAAUCUUUUGGGCAACGUGGUUGAGAAAUGUCCCAUUAUAACAGCUGCAGUGUGGUCAGGACGUCCCUUUUCCAACUUAACUGCCUUGGAGGCUGCGUUCAGUGAAUUCAUCGACACCCUCCCAGAAUCAGGCAAGGAGGGGGUCCUCAGGUGCCACCCGGACCUCGCGGGCAGGGACCUCCAGGGCGGCACCUUGACUCAGGAGUCUCAAGAGGAGCAGACGGGAGCCGGGAUGGACGCGUUGACCUCGGCGGAGGCCUCGCGCGUGACCCGCCUCAACGAGGAGUACAAGGAGCGUUUCGGGUUCCCGUUCGUCAUCUGCGCGCGGCUCAACGACAAGGCGACCGUUUUACGGCACCUGUCCGAGCGCCGCCACAACGAGCGCGCGCAGGAGAGGGCACGCGGGAUCGAGGAGGUGAAGAAGAUAUGUCGCCUCCGUCUUCGGGCUCUCGUGCGCGAUGACGCUCAAAACAAGUUAUGAAAAUGAUGUAAAUCCAUGAAAACUGUAGACCGAUUCAGAAAUAGAGAUAUCCUCUCCACGUCAUUGCUAUGAAACCUCUGAACCGUAUUUAUUAAAGGCAUAUAAAGGUCGAUUUUGUUUGGACUACAUCUCA